Molecule: messenger RNA, 1764 nt
Organism: Fusarium falciforme
Lineage: Eukaryota; Fungi; Ascomycota; Sordariomycetes; Hypocreales; Nectriaceae
Exons: 7
Coding region: 1-1764 (587 amino acids)
Biological process (GO): positive regulation of transcription by RNA polymerase II
Cellular component (GO): nucleus
Molecular function (GO): DNA-binding transcription factor activity; transcription cis-regulatory region binding
Source: RefSeq, a predicted model, not a curated record
AUGCCGCCCACCGGUCCUCGGAGGCCCGGUUGUGAGGUAAGUCCAAGUGAUGGGGAAAAACCCUGCGCGCAGUGCGUCAAAAAGAACAUUGACUGCAACCGAAAUCUCAGGGUCCGCUUCCGGCACAAAUCCAAGACCGGAGAGCCUCAACCCGAGUUUUCUACCUCCCAGGUCUGGUGCAAGACGGCUGGCAAGAGACUCAAGUUUCUCGACCAAAGUCUAGAGGUUGCUCGGUAUUACGACGACGAUGCCGAGUCGGAUGGGGAAUCACGACAGCCCCUGCGACAGCAAAAUCUUGAUCGCAGCACCUCCCCGCCCGGUCCCGAUCAACAACCAGUAGCGUCUCUCGAGACUGCUUCGAGUGCCGGUUCUGCGGGUCUUGCGCAGCAGACAGAUCGCGAUUACGUCUCACCCAUUCAAGGGUCAUCAGGGAGUUCUCCCCGACUCGAUCCUGGCCUCUCACAGCCAUCCAUCUUCUCCUGCCAACGACUGCAUCAUGCGCCCCUUCCAGGACACACCAGCAGCAGCAUUGUCUCCUUAGGCGGGCCUCGUCAAUAUCACCCUUUCUCUAACCACAGCCCAUCAAGCUCCAACUCCUUCCCACAUGAUCGCACAUCUACCAAUGCCGAUCUACCACCUGCGCCACUCAACGAUCGCACCAGGGCGAAGCUAUUCCGACAUUAUAUCAAAUAUAUCGCGCCCGCAUUCGACUCUUACGACCCAAACAGAUACCUCUCAGCAUGUGUUCCAUCGAUAGCCGCGACAUGUCCAGCAUUUCUCGAACUGAUUCUGGUCGUUGCCGCUGGACACUUUCACGCUGUUCAAGGCGGUGCUUCAAACCUUGAACUCGAUGUCUAUAGGCGGCAGCUGCCAUCUCACGAUGAUUUCUUACAACAGAUGAUUCGGUCAGGCAUGGACAUGUCUCAUCUCGACGUUGCCGUUUUACUCUAUCAUUUCUCCGAACAUCUUCAAGCCACCUCGAUGCAUCACGAUGGCUCAUCAGACUUGAUCCCCCCACAUCUUGACAUGUCCAGGCUCCAUGUGUCCCCUCUUUUGACUAGAGUUCCCGUCACGUUUCAUGACGCCGUAAUGUGGGCAUGUCUGAGACAAGAGUUGUUCCUGGCAGUUAUGAACCAGGCCCCCAUCGAUCAAGACACUUACCGAUCCGGCCUGGAGCAUCUUACUCAUACCAGCGAUGAUUUUUCCAGGACGAACAGAAUGCUGCUUAAAUUGAUGGAAGUGGUCAGGUUUUGUUUUGGAGAGGGAAAGGAUACGACCACAUACGAUGAACUCCUCGAAUCGACUGCCUCCUGGAUGAGGAGUACGCCAGCUUCCUUUACCCCAGUCAUGGCACGACGAAAAUGUAAUGGGGCACCCUUCCCCGAGAUCUGGCUGCUGAAUGAUUGCAUUGCUGCGGGGCUUCAGUACUACCAUCUCUCAAGGAUACUCUUGAUUGUCCAUGACCCUCGUGUACCUCGCCUCUGCCGAGCCCGGAGAGAGGCCUCUCGUUGGAUUGAUGCCCAAGUAAGGAACGAUCUUGAGAUUAUUUGUGGGAUCGCGGAGUCAAUGAGUAAAAUCAACCCGAUGCACAUAACCGCCUGCAUGGCAAUCUCCAUGGUCGGAGAUCGUUGCUCUCAAAGAAGUCAGCAAGGUGCCGUCAUCAAUAUUCUGGACAAGACGACCACAGAGUUUGGGUGGUCUACCGACCUGGCAAGGAAGCAUCUCCUCGAUUCAUGGGGAUGGCCAACCAGGAUGGAAGAGUGA